This is a messenger RNA of Chilo suppressalis (striped riceborer), 791 nucleotides long. Lineage: Eukaryota; Metazoa; Arthropoda; Insecta; Lepidoptera; Crambidae. The record is from the annotation of a GenBank genome assembly.
UCAUAGUCCAAAAAUGUUGCAAUAUGAAUAUGUAAUUUAACAUUUCUUGAAAUCGGAAAUUACAAUGGAAUUUCCAGUUACCUGGAUAUCAAAGCAAACACAAUUCGUCAACAAUUUAAUUGAUGGCGCGUAUCUAAGGCUACUAUUGACGUAACAACACAAUUUGGUUACUUCUACCUCAACAAGCCUGACUGCAGAGUUCAUUGACAUGUUGUCGAGACGUGAUAAGCUGCUCAUCCAGCCAUGGGACGACCGCAGAUUCAAGGACCACCGGUCUAAAGUACGAUCAGCUUUGCCCGCCAUCGAUGACCGAGCGCCGACAGCGCGACCUCACGUAGCUGUCAAGUUGAAGAAGUUCCAACGAGAGCUGGACCGCAAGCGCAAGAUCCAAGCUGACAACUACAGCCUGCUGCAGCGGCUCAACGCCAUCAUGAAGGCAAAGUCGUAUUGUAUUAAUAUAGUAUCUACAAACAUAGGAGUAAUAAAGGUGCAGCGUUGUAACUUCGAUUUGGAACUCACGCUGUACUAUCGCCAGAAAGUGGGCCUAUUUUACGAUGCAGUGUCGCUAAACAGUCGCAUUACGCUGCGAUCACUUCAAGACGAUACGACUGAGUCUUCAUACAGUAACGUCAAAUGUUACGCUUGUGAAGUUAAGAAGAGAAGCUACGACUACAAUGUCUUGGAACCGAAACUCCGUCUGGAUUCCUUGCCCUCAUUAUUUUGACGACUUUUGUAAUAUGAAUCUUAAUAAAAAAUAAAACAAUUUCUAUAUUGGACAGAAUUUAUUGGUA